CUAUGUGGCCAAGCAGCUGUUCAUCAACGAUGUCGACGAGAAGCGCAAGAAGGUAGCGGUCAAGGUGCGCCUGCACGACCAGACUGGGCAGGUGGUUCUGGGCAGCUUCGACUCGAAGCCCAUCAAGGUCAUCAGCAAGCCAUCCAAGAAGCGCCAGAGCUCCAAGAACACCGACCUGUGCAUCCACCAUGGGUCAACCAUCUCGCUGUUCAACCGCCUGCGCUCGCAGACCGUGUCGACCAAGUACCUGGGUGUCAGCGGCUCAAUGUCGGCUGGUGGCGCCAGGCCGUUCUGGUUCCCCACCGGUGGCUCUGAGGAUGGCCCCCUGGCGCCGAACUCUGGCCAGCGCAUUGGUGGCCCGGCCCGCUCGCCUACCUUUGUUGCACGCACUGCCGUGUGGGACCCGUUCAUCAUCUGGAUCGCCAACACCAACCUGACGCAGGAGCAGAUUGAUGAGUUCAAUGCAAACAUCCACACAAACCCGACGCCGAUCCCCGGCUACCCGACUCCGCCCAGCCAAGCCAUGCUACCACACUGCCCACCGAUGUUUGACGACAACGUCAGCCUGGGCGACGACAGGAAUGCCAUGGGCGGUCGCUCUAACGAGUCACCUAUGGCCAUCCACUACAACCAGAGCGUCAUCCUUCAGUGCGUUAGCACCGGCAUGGUCUCGCCCGUCCUGACACUGCGCAAGGUCGAGAAGGGCAGCGUUGCUGUCGGUGCUCACCACACCAACGACUGCUUCAGCGAGGUCCAUGGCGACCCGGUGUCGCAGCUGCACAAGGUCGCCUUUGAGGUGAACAUGAGAUGCAACAACGACUUCCCGCCCUGCGUGAUGGCGCAGGACAACCUCGACAACUUUAUCGGCACAUAUCUGACCUGCUUGUCCGAUGUCGGUUGGCCUCAACAAGACCUCUGAUGGCCGGCAGCCCUUGAACGAGGUCUCCCCAUCUGGCAACAGCCGCAAGCAGUCCAAGGAGACCGCUGCCCCCUGCAGGCACAACCCAGUGGGCCGAGGAUGUGGGCGAUUCAGCGGUCUGGACCAUCGUUGGUACCGACUGCGCCAUCCACCGCUUUGACUAUCCGUCAACUACUGAGAUCCUGGAGCGUGCGCGCAACGCACCUAUGGCUCCGGCUAGCCUGUC
Linderina pennispora is the source of this 1145-nucleotide messenger RNA. RefSeq lists its product as uncharacterized. Gene Ontology annotation, biological process: regulation of transcription by RNA polymerase II. The transcript has a single exon. NCBI's taxonomy places the organism in Eukaryota, Fungi, Kickxellomycota, Kickxellomycetes, Kickxellales, Kickxellaceae. Gene Ontology annotation, molecular function: DNA-binding transcription activator activity, RNA polymerase II-specific; RNA polymerase II cis-regulatory region sequence-specific DNA binding. The record is from RefSeq and is a predicted model, not a curated record. The coding region runs from base 266 to 919 and encodes 217 amino acids.